CGGGAGCGUCGUUUUGCUUGAUGCGUUGUGCGGGCUCCGCUUCUUAAAUCGUGAAAUUUGGUGAACUUCAGUGAAAUUUUACACGAAACGGAUUGAAAUUCUAGCCCCAGAAUGGCCCAAAGCAAGACAGACUUGAUGGCCGUUCUGGCCGUCUUGAAAAAGUACAAUCUUAAGGGAACGGAAGAUAUUCUCAAGAAAGAAGCUAGUUUGUCGGACAUUCCGGAGAAUGCUGCCGGCGAGGCUGAGGUAAACAGCGUCCUGGCUGCCUACAAGAGUGAAGGUGAUCCCGAUAUUUACGAAAAUUCCUACAUGGAGCUGCGAAGGUUCGUGGAGGAAUCGCUGGACAUUUACCGGCAUGAGCUAGCGUUGAUUCUGUAUCCGGUACUGGUUCACAUGUACAUCGAACUGGUUUACAACAGUCACGAGGAGCAGGCGAAAAAGCUUAUUUCUAAGUUUGGACCGGAGCAAGAAUAUUAUUAUCAAGAUGAGCUGACCAAAUUGGCCAUGGUCACCAAACGGGAUCAGAUGAGUGGAAAUGAUUUGACGGACACGUUCAAGUCGAAUGCAUUUACUAUCAGAAUUUCUCGAGAUACUCUUUCCCUUUUGAAGCGGCAUCUCCAUGAGAAGAAAGCAUCGGUCAUUUUGAACAUUGUCAAUGAGCAUCUUUUCUUUGAUCUGUACGAAGGUGUGGCACGGAACAAAUCGCAAUGCGAUGCCACUUCCGGUGCCAUGAUUGGAGAAGCCAAACGAUUGGACAACAAAGUUAAAGUUUAUUAUGGUUUGCUGAAGGAACCGGAUGUCCAAACGUUAGUCCAGGCCCCACCGGAAGAGGACGAUGAUAUGGAUCCGGAUGCACCGGAUAAACCGAAAAAGAAAAAGGCCAAAAAGGAUCCACUGUUUUCGAAAAAGUCCAAAUCAGACCCCAACGCUCCUCCACUGGAUAGAAUCCCUUUGCCCAAACUGAAGGACGUCGACAAGAUGGAGAAGAUCAAGUCUUUGCGAGAAGCAUCCAAAAGACUUAAUCUGGGACCGGACUGUCUCCCCUCGGUGUGUAUGUACACGCUACUGAAUGCCAACUAUACUGUUACUUGCGCCGAGAUCUGCGAAGACUCCAGUCUCAUAGCGAUCGGAUUCUCCGAUUCCUCCAUCAAGGUGUGGUCGCUGACACCGGUCAAGCUUCGAGAAAUGAAAACUGCCGAACAGCUCAAAGAAAUCGAUCGGGACGCCGAUGACGUGUUGAUUCGAAUGUUGGAUGACCGGAAGGCAGAAAUCAGCCGGAUGCUGUACGGCCACAGUGGUCCCGUUUACAGGGCCUCAUUUUCGCCGGAUCGUACCCUGUUGUUGAGUUGCUCCGAAGAUUGUACCAUUCGUUUGUGGUCACUUCAUACUUGGACCUGCGUUGUGGUCUAUAAGGGACACCAGUUCUCAGUGUGGGACGUUCGAUUCUCGCCCCAUGGACACUAUUUCGUGAGCUGUUCACACGACAAAACUGCUCGACUUUGGGCCACCGACUCGCACCAACCGCUGCGUAUUUUCGCCGGUCAUCUGUCGGACGUUGAUGUGGUGGUGUUCCACCCGAACUCAAACUACGUUGCAACCGGUUCCAGCGAUCGAACCGUUCGGCUGUGGGACGUUUGCGUUGGCAAUCAUCUGAGACUUAUGACCGGUCAUAAGGCCCCGAUCCACUCGAUGGUGUUCUCGAUGUGUGGUCGCUAUCUGGCAUCCGGUUCAGCUGAUUGUCGGGUCCUCAUUUGGGACCUAGCUCAUGGGCAUCUGUUGGCCGCCCUUUGCGGUCACUCUGCUUCCAUUCAUUCCCUUUGUUUCAGUCGGGAUGGAACGAUUCUGGCAACCGGUGGGCUAGACUGCAAUCUGAAGUUGUGGGACUUUUCCAAACUGUGUGAAGACAUUAGCGGGGAAAAUGUGAACGUUUCACACAAUCCGGACGUGCGCGAUGGGGAACCGUAUUUGAUGCGGUCGUUCCCUACCAAACAGACGCCGUUCCUGACGUUGCAUUUUACCAGACGGAAUUUGCUGCUCGGUGUCGGAAUGUUCGAGGGAUCAGCCUAAGGCGGAAUCAAACUUAUAUGUGAGUAAUGUUUGUUUAACUUUUUUUUCCCUACAGUUUCACUAUGUGUAAGUUUAUAUUUUGUCCUCAUAAUAUUGGAAAUCUUUACAAUCAAACGAACAGAACCCAUUUUAAAUAUAUGAUUAAAAUCGUGA
Molecule: messenger RNA, 2220 nt
Organism: Uranotaenia lowii
Lineage: Eukaryota; Metazoa; Arthropoda; Insecta; Diptera; Culicidae
Gene: Taf5
Product: transcription initiation factor TFIID subunit 5
Exons: 4
Coding region: 112-2067 (651 amino acids)
Biological process (GO): transcription initiation at RNA polymerase II promoter
Cellular component (GO): transcription factor TFIID complex
Molecular function (GO): protein binding; RNA polymerase II general transcription initiation factor activity
Source: RefSeq, a predicted model, not a curated record